AUCGGCCAAGCCACAUAUCUUUGCUCAACAGUCGUGAUAAAAGUCUCGAGCAACUUGAAAAAUCACCAAAUUGUUUCGAAAUUAUUUACGCAAAAUGUCGAGUGACAAUACAUACUUUACGUCGAUUGAUAAAGAACGCUACAAUUUUAAGUGGGUAAUAAGUGAUUAUGCGUUGAUGUUUACAAAAGUAACUGGAAUAGAAUCGCACAUUUUUACUGUCGGUAACGACAAAAAGUUUCAAUUGAAAUUGAGCAACAACACUUUUCGAGAUGCUCAAGGAUACUCUAAAACCACCAGAUGUUUGUCUCUACACGCCCUGGAAAUGGCGGGACAAUUAAUAAUGAAAUACAAGCUAUCAAUGAUCAAGGAUGAAAAAAUUUUGGAUACUAAAGUUGGUCAUUCGCCAUGUCUGAAAGGUAUGGAGAUACAAAUCUUAAACGUGCAAAUAGAAGAAAUGAAGAAGUUCGUUUCAUCCACGGAUACCAUAACUUUUCACUUCGAAUUAACAGUCUCCAAGGGGAAUAUAACGAACUCCCUGAAUUGUGAAAAUGCCAAAAUGAAUCAAGAUUUUAAACUUAAAUUCGACUGGAUAUUUCUUGAAGAAGAAUUGAGUGAUGUCAAACUACAAACUGCAUCUAAACAGGAAAUUCCAGCCCAUAAGGUCGUGCUCGCCGCCGCAAGUAAAGUAUUCAAAGGUUUGAUUGAAAACAAUUCGAUUCAAUUGAUUGAUAUGAAGGAUGUUAAUUACGAGGUCGCAGUUGAGAUGCUGUAUUACAUCUAUACUGGUAGGAUAGAAGAACACAAAAUUUCCUUAACUGGUAUGAUUGAUCUUCUAGUAGCAGCCGACAAGUAUAAAAUAGAGGAGUUGAAAGUUGAGUGCGAGAAAAUAUUGAGCGCCAAGAUAGCCUCUGAAAAUGCUGUGGAUAUUUUAAAGGUCGCCGACCAAUGUCGCAUGAAACGUUUGAAGAAAAACGCAGUUGAUUUUAUAAAGCGGCAUAUCAACGCAUCUUCAGACUCUGAGGAUGUAGGUAAUAUGAUUCUCAGUAUGGAAAAACUUUUUUCGAAAUAAUCAAAAAUUUGCAUGAAUAUACUUUCUUGUUUCACUAUUUUACAUUGAAAUGUUCUUUGUAACUAUUGUAUUGAAAAUAAACAUUAUUUAUC
Molecule: messenger RNA, 1161 nt
Organism: Trichogramma pretiosum
Lineage: Eukaryota; Metazoa; Arthropoda; Insecta; Hymenoptera; Trichogrammatidae
Product: speckle-type POZ protein-like
Exons: 1
Coding region: 95-1069 (324 amino acids)
Biological process (GO): proteasome-mediated ubiquitin-dependent protein catabolic process; regulation of proteolysis
Cellular component (GO): cytoplasm; nucleus
Molecular function (GO): ubiquitin protein ligase binding
Source: RefSeq, a predicted model, not a curated record